Molecule: messenger RNA, 1689 nt
Organism: Wyeomyia smithii (pitcher-plant mosquito)
Lineage: Eukaryota; Metazoa; Arthropoda; Insecta; Diptera; Culicidae
Product: putative serine protease K12H4.7
Exons: 4
Coding region: 75-1598 (507 amino acids)
Biological process (GO): proteolysis
Molecular function (GO): dipeptidyl-peptidase activity; serine-type exopeptidase activity
Source: RefSeq, a predicted model, not a curated record
CCAAAUUAUUUCAAUACAUUAUUAUCGGGAUAAGGAAGGACCGGAAAAACCACCAGCAAGCGCUCAACGAUACGAUGCGAUCCAUCUUUCUAAUCACCCUUUUGGCGGUGAUUACCGUGGCUUUCGCUGCCGUUCCACAUAGAGUACCGAAAGCCGAAACCAACCGGCGGCUUGUUGGACAGCUGUUUACACAACGAUUCGCGGGAGCAAAAAAACACGCACCGACAGGAUUCAGUGCUAACCAACGGCAAGUUACCGAACACUUCUUCACCACAAAUGUAGAUCACUUUAAUGCUCAAAACACUGACCAAUGGACGCUGCGGUAUUUUGCUUCAACCGAUAAUUACCUGCCAGGUGGUCCCAUUUUGAUUUUCCUUGGCGGAAUCACCCCAAUCGUACCAGAGAUGAUUGAUCAGACAACGCUGAUCUACGAAAUGGCACGGGAGUGGAACGGUGCGCUGUUUGCCUUUGAAUCUCGGUUCUACGGGCAAAGUCGAGUCACUGAAGAUUUGAGAACCGAAAAUCUGCGCCUAUUGAGUACAGACCAAAUAUUGGCGGAUUUGGCUGAAUUCGUUACUUACGUGAAGCGCGAGCAUAUCGGAGACGAAACGGCACGGGUUUUGGUUGCCGGCACUCAGUUGGGCGGAUCGUUGGCCGCCUGGUUCCGAGUUCGAUAUCCGCACCUAGCAAACGCUGCGUGGUCUUCUAGUGCUUUGAUGCAUGCCUUGCUCAACUUCCGAGAUUUCUCAGAAGCCUGGGGAGAUACGUUGAUCGAACAUGGCAGUCAGGAGUGCUACAAUGAGAUCUUCGUGGCAUUCCAUGUUUUGCAGAACCUGAUCGACUUGGGAAGGGCCGAGCUGAUGUACGAGAAGUUCAACAUUUGUACACCAAUCGAUCCGGAAGAUACGCACCAAGUUCAGCAUUUCUUCGCUGUCUUGAUGGCAACGGUUGAACUGGUCACAAUAUUCAAUAAUGACGUGGCCUAUUUCGCUGAAGUCUGCCAGGAUAUUACGGAAACUGAUGCGGAAACUGCCGUAGAUGCUUUUGCGGGCUGGUUUAAUUCAAUAUGGAAUGAUACGCUCGGCUGUGCACUCACAGAUGUAGCAGAGGCCAUCGAAACACUCCAAGACAUUAGUUGGGAAAACGAGUAUAGCGAAUUCGGAAUCCGCCAAAGCGUUUAUCUAGAGUGUACGGAGUUUGGUUGGUUCAUCACGACCGAUUCACCUUUCCAGCCGUUUGGCGACCGAAUUACGAUUGAUUAUUUCAUCAACAUGUGUCGUGGAGUAUUUGGUGAUUGGAUCAGUGAGGAAUCGAUCCAGCGAGGCAUUGAUCGUGCGAAUAAUCGGUUUGGUGGAGACAAUCCUGGCUCUAGUUUAACUCACUUCACCAACGGCGAUGCUGAUCCGUUGAGAAUGAUAAGUAUUACCCGUAAUCUAACGCUCGAUGCGCAAGCCGAUGUGAUUCGCAACCAGAUGGGAGGUUCCGAUCUGCCUGCCAUGUCCCCGGAUGAUCCUGCAGAUCUGCAAGAGCUCAAGCAACGUCUGAAGGUAACACUAGCCAGUUAUCUAUUCCCAUUCACUCCGCAUGAGAGUCCUUGAGAUCGCUGUUGCGGAAAGAGGAGAGACAAUAAUAAGGUUUCAGUUAUAAAUAAAUAUUAUAAGAAAUAAAGUUGCGAUAACUGAUAAAAAA